AUGACUAUCUCCGAGAUGACCAUCCCUGAGAUGCAGUGGGCACAAGUGGCCGAGAAGGUCGGAGGGCCGCUUGUGUAUAAGCAGAUCUCUGUACCCAAACCAGGUCCUGAUCAGAUCUUGGUGAAGAUUCGCUACUCUGGUGUUUGUCACACCGAUCUACAUGCGAUGAUGGGCCACUGGCCUAUCCCAGUCAAGUUCCCCCUGGUUGGUGGACAUGAAGGCGCUGGUGUAGUUGUGGCUAAGGGUCCUUUGGUUACUGGAUUUGAAAUCGGCGACCACGCUGGCAUUAAGUGGAUCAAUGGAUCUUGUUCUGAAUGCGAGUUCUGUCGCCAAUCGGAUGACCCCCUGUGUGCCAAUGCGCAGCUUUCGGGGUAUACUGUUGACGGCACAUUCCAGCAAUAUGCUGUUGGCAAAGCUACCCACGCCUCGAAUAUUCCAAAGAAUGUUCCUCUUGACGCAGCCGCCCCUGUUCUUUGCGCUGGUAUCACUGUUUAUAAGGGGUUGAAAGAAUCUGGAGUCCGGCCCGGUCAGACCGUGGCUAUUGUUGGAGCUGGUGGUGGCCUCGGCUCCCUUGCGCAGCAGUAUGCCAAGGCUAUGGGUAUCAGGGUAAUUGCUGUUGACGGGGGUGAUGAGAAGAAGGCCAUGUGCGAACAGCUUGGCACUGAGACUUACGUUGAUUUCAUGAAGUCGAAAGACUUGGUGGCUGACGUGAAAGCGGCCACGCCUGAUGGUCUUGGAGCGCAUGCCGUUAUUUUGUUGGCAGUGUCUGAAAAGCCCUUCCAGCAGGCCACGGAAUAUGUUCGCUCUCGAGGAACAAUCAUCGCCAUCGGUCUGCCCCCGGACGCGUUCCUCAAAGCCCCGGUUCUGAACACAGUGGUCCGGAUGAUUAGUAUCAAGGGCAGUUACGUUGGAAACCGACAGGAUGGUGUUGAGGCUCUCGAUUUCUUUGCCAGGGGCCUAAUCAAAGCGCCGUUCAAACUCGCUCCCUUGGAGGACCUUCCGAAGAUCUUUGAUCUCAUGGAGCAAGGAAAAAUCGCCGGUCGCUAUGUGCUUGAGAUGCCGGAGUAG
This is a messenger RNA of Penicillium antarcticum, 1068 nucleotides long. Its product is annotated as zinc-dependent alcohol dehydrogenase. Bases 1 to 1068 code for a protein of 355 amino acids. The transcript is spliced from 3 exons. NCBI's taxonomy places the organism in Eukaryota, Fungi, Ascomycota, Eurotiomycetes, Eurotiales, Aspergillaceae. The record is from RefSeq and is a predicted model, not a curated record. Gene Ontology annotation, molecular function: oxidoreductase activity; zinc ion binding.